Molecule: messenger RNA, 3084 nt
Organism: Poecile atricapillus (Black-capped chickadee)
Lineage: Eukaryota; Metazoa; Chordata; Aves; Passeriformes; Paridae
Gene: ZNF692
Product: zinc finger protein 692
Exons: 12
Coding region: 136-1758 (540 amino acids)
Biological process (GO): regulation of transcription by RNA polymerase II
Cellular component (GO): kinetochore; chromosome
Molecular function (GO): chromatin insulator sequence binding
Source: RefSeq, a predicted model, not a curated record
GGCUCCGUGCACGCGGAGCGGGCGCGGGGCCUCCGCCAUCUUUGCUGCGGUCCAUGAGCGGCGUGAGAGGAGCGGGGGUGGGUCCGGUGGCUCUUAAAGUGGGCACGGCCCGGGGUGGGGCCCUCUCGGCGCGGAAUGGAGUGCGGACCGGCAGAGGAGGCCCCGGAGUGCAUCCGGCGCCAGAAGCGCCGGGAACUGGACGCGCGACGCAGCAAGUGCCGCAUCCGCAUCGGGGGGCACCUGGAGCGCUGGUGCCGCCUCAAGGAACAGCUUGGAUUCGCCCUGCAUUCCCAGUUGGCCCAGUUCCUCCUUGACAGGUACAGCUCUCAUGGCUGCGCCUGGAGCCCAGGCGAGCUGGAGCGGCUCCAACCGGCUGCACUGCAGCGCCUGGUUGUGCUGUCCCACAGCCAUGGCCAGGAGUGCGGUUUUGUGCCGGACAUCCAGCUGCCAGCACCGGGCAGUGCAGCCCCGCUGGCUUGGGAGUGCGUGGCUGGACACCGCUUCUCAUGGGGUGGCUCUGGGGUUCCCAACAGCCCCUCCCACGACCACCCGAAAGCAGCCCAGGAAUGCAGCCCCUCCCUGGGCACUGGGCGCCGGCAUUCGCUCCGUAGGGCCACAUCGGGCUCCAACGAGGCUGGAGUGGAGGGAACAGCCAGGUCACCUCAUGGUGACAGGGACUGGAGCAAGGAGCUAAGAGAUGGUGAUGACAGUGGCAGCACAGCCCCCCAGAUGCCACUUGGACCAGGGCCUGUGGCAGCAGCUGGCAAGAGUAGCGCCAUCCCUGGGGACAAUGUGGAGCCAGGAGCUGAGCCCCGAGAGGAAGAGGAGUGUGGGGACUUUGCUGAUGCUGAUGACUUGGCCUACACUGAUGACCUGCAUGAUGAGAACUACCACCCAUCCCUGGACAGUGACUCAGAGCCACAGCGACACCAGGGCCAACCCAAGGCCCACAAGAAACCAAUCAAGGAGGAGCAGCCCCUGCUCAAGCCACCCCUGCCCAGCUCUGGCCCCUUGGAGGAGAAGAGCGGACGGGUCAGUUGCCGGCGUCAGACACAGGCGAGUGACAAGGACAUGGCUCAGAUCGGCCCCAAGAGAAUCAGGAAGGCAGCAAAGCGUGAGAUCCUCCUGUGCGACUUUGAAGGCUGUGGCAAAAUCUUCUCCAACCGCCAAUACCUGAACCACCACCAGAAGUACCAGCAUGUGCACCAGAAAACCUUCACCUGCUCUGAGCCCACCUGCGGGAAAUCCUUCAACUUUAAAAAGCAUCUGAAGGAGCACGAGAAGCUGCACAGUGACAAGCGGGAUUACAUCUGUGAGUUCUGUGCACGCUCCUUCCGCACCAGCAGCAAUUUGAUCAUCCACCGACGGAUCCACACUGGGGAAAAGCCACUCCAGUGUGAGAUCUGCGGCUUCACCUGCCGCCAAAAAGCCUCCCUGAACUGGCACAUGAGGAAACAUGACGCUGACUCCUUCUACCAAUUCCCAUGCGAUGUCUGCGGGAAGAGGUUCGAAAAGCGGGACAAUGUCACCGCCCACAAGAGCAAGAGCCACCCCAGGGGGCUUGGGGGACCCCCCCAGCCCGAGGGAAUCCAGCAGCAUCCGGAGCCCCCUGGGUCGAUGGAACCUCUGGAGCUGCUUGGGAACAUCCUGGGGAGUGGGAGGGAUACAGGGACGACCCCACAGGAGUACGGCGGGGGGGAUGUUGGGCAGGAUCCAGGCAUGCCCCAAGGUGAGGGGAUGGGUGAGAGGGGGUCCUAGUGGGCUCAUCCCCCAGUUUGGGGACUGGAGCAGAAUUGGGGAUGAUGCUGGACCCUGCAGCAGCUCCAGGUGCCAAGAAUACAUGGGCAAAGCAAAACUGGGGAAAAUCCCAGGUUUUCAGCCAAAUCCCAGAUGAACUCCCAAAGUUUUCAGCCAAAUUGCUGGAGCAAAUCCUAGUUUUUCUGCCAAAUCCCAGCUUCCCCUGACCCCAGCAGUAUUGCCACAGGUGGAUCCUCAAUAAAGACUUAUUUUGGGUAAAAGUGGGAUCUGGUGUCAGAUUCUUAUGGAAAAGGUAUAGAAAAGUGAGAUGGCACAGGAAAAGAAGUUUGAGAGGGGGUGGAAACACCACACACCCAGGAACUGGGGACCCAAACUGGGAUGAGAGGGGGUGCCCAGUGGGGCUGUGCUCCAAAACUGGGAGCUCCCAGUGCUUCAAACUUUUCCUUUAAACUUUAUUUAAUUUUCAUUUAAAACUCAGAUUUAAACCAGAAUUUGAACUUACAGAUACUUGGAAGCUCUAAGUUGGGACCAUUCAGUGAAUUGCAAGUGCCCCCAAAACCCCAGCAUGUCUCUGCCUCCAUCCCCUCCUGUGCAGGAGCAGCUUCUCCUCCUCCCCCAGCACCAAAAACCCCAAAUUAUCGGGUUUUAGGGUUUUUUUGCACAGCAACUUUUAUUUCCCCACUAACAGUGACAGGGCAAAGGACACGAACAGCAGCAGGGGGGAGGGCACAAGGGGAGCGGGCAAGCGCAAGAUCACACCUAGAACACAGACCCACCCUCCCCCAGGCCCCCAAAACCCCCCAGCCUGGGUUUGGGGUGAUCCCAAAUAUCCACAUCCCCUUGCUGGGAUCCCAGGGCUCCAGGGGCUCAGAAUUUAGGGGAACAAAAUGCAGGGGAAAGUGGGGGAGAUGAGGAGGCAAAGAGCGACAUGUGGAGUUGACGGGGAGGCAAUGGGGGGACGGGGGGCUAGGAGGGAAAUGGGAGGUGAUGGGGGUAUGAGGAGAGGGAAAUGGGGGGCAAUAGGGAAUAUAGGUGGGGUGACUCAGUGACAGUAGGACAGGCUCUGCCCUUUCCCCAGGGGGGAGGGAAGGAGAUGGGAUGACUUGGAAACCAAUGGUGUCCAAACUUGGGGGGGGAAAGGGGGAACGACACCCCUCCUCUCCACACAGCAUUUUAGCGGGGAGGUGGGACACAAAGCUUUGGCUACUAUUCAAAGUAGGAUGGGAUCAGCCUCUCCCUGUUCCAUGGGGCUCCAGCUCCAAAGAAAAAUAGAAAAUGAACUACAGGGGUGUUUAACCAGCAACACGGAGGGGGUGGCCAAGUAGA